Molecule: messenger RNA, 2562 nt
Organism: Vicia faba (fava bean)
Lineage: Eukaryota; Viridiplantae; Streptophyta; Magnoliopsida; Fabales; Fabaceae
Source: the annotation of a GenBank genome assembly
AUGAACUCUCUUCAAUUCCGUUACGCUCUCUCUCCUCACUCCACAAACCCCCGAUUUUCUCGCACUUUCCCGCCUCUUUUUCAUUUUCCAACAAACUCGCGCUUUCUCUCUUUCACAGAAAUCAAUGCAACUAGAAGAAUAGCCAGAAGAAAACAAGGCUUCUCGAUUCGCUGUUCCUCCAAAACCGAUUCUCAGAUUGAGAAAAACGAUGAACGGCCUCCGUUUGAUAUCAACCUCGCCGUUAUUCUUGCUGGUUUCGCCUUUGAAGCAUACACAACUCCUCCUGAAAACUUGGGUAGGCGUGAAGUUGAUGCAGCUGGUAGCAAGACAAUCUAUCUUUCUGAGGAAUUUUUCCGUGAACUUUAUGAUGGACAACUUUUCAUAAAGUUGAAAAAAGGAUCUAGUUUCCCUGCCAUGGAUCCAUGGGGAACAAGUGAUCCAUAUGUGGUCAUACAGAUGGAUUCUCAGUCUGCUAAAAGCAAUAUCAAAUGGGGGACAAAAGAGCCAACGUGGAAUGAGGAGUUCACUUUAAAUUUUAAGCGGUCUUCAAACAAAGCUCUACAGAUUGCAGCUUGGGAUGCAAACCUUGUAACCCCUCACAAACGAAUGGGGAAUGCAGUUGUUGAUUUGCAAUGGCUUUGUGACGGAGAUACACAUGAGAUACUGGUGGAGUUGGAAGGAAUGGGUGGUGGUGGGGAGGUUUGGCUGGAGGUUAAGUAUAAGACCUUUGAUGAAAUUGAUGAUGAGAAAAAGUGGUGGAAGAUACCUUUUGUUUCAGACUUUUUAAAGAAGAAUGGUUUUGAUUCUGCACUCAGAAAGGUUAUUGGUUCCGAUACAGUACAAGUCAGCCAAUUUGUGGAGUAUGCAUUUGGGCAGUUAAAGUCAUUUAACAACGAGAAGGGUCGGAUGUCUGAUAAUGAUAAAUAUGAUAUUGAAAGUUCUGAGCAAUCGAAUGAAUCUGCUUUUAUGUUGAAGACGCCUUCUCUUGAGGCUGGUAGUUCAGAAUUCUCUAGUGAACAAAGAAACAUGGAAGAGUUUCGCUCACGUUACAGUGAAACUGGAAAUGAACAUGCUUUGAAACUAUCACCACAAGCUAGUGAGGAAGAACUGUCAAAUCAACGUUUUUGGAUGAAUUUUUCUAAUGUUAUCAAUGCCAACAUUGUUCAAAAGCUGGGUUUCUCUGUUCCGGAGAAAUUAAAGUGGGACGGACUGGAGUUUCUAAACAAAAUUGGCUCGCAAUCCCAAGAUAUUGCAGAAGAUGUUUAUAUUCAAUCUGGUCUUGCGAUGCCUGGAGGCACAGAAGAACCAGACAAUAAAACAAGUGGUCAGCCUGCCAUUGCGGCAAUCCAGGCUUCACUUCCAGAGGUCAAAAAGGCAAGUGAGAUAUUGAUGAAGCAAACCGAAUCAAUUUUAGGAGGUUUAAUGCUCUUGACAGCAACAGUUUCCAAAAUGAAAGAUGAAGGACGUUUUUCUGAAGAGAAGAAAACCAAAGGCGAUUCUUCCAAAGGAGUAGGCUGUGAUGUUCAAUAUUCUACUAGUGAGAAGUCUCCUAGCCCAGAAAACGGAUCAUUGUUGAAUGAUAAACAAACUGAAGAAAUGAGAGCACUUUUUUCAACUGCUGAAAGUGCUAUGGAGGCUUGGACAAUGCUGGCGACUUCACUAGGUCAUCCUAGUUUCAUUAAGUCUGAGUUCGAAAAGAUAUGUUUCUUAGAUAAUGCAUCAACCGACACACAGGUUGCAGUUUGGCGUGAUUCUGUGCGAAGAAGGUUAGUGAUUGCAUUUAGGGGAACAGAACAGACAGCAUGGAAGGACUUAGUAACGGAUCUAAUGCUUGUUCCAGCCGGGCUGAAUCCUGAAAGGAUUGGUGGAGACUUCAAGCAAGAGGUUCAAGUUCACAGUGGCUUUCUAAGUGCAUAUGAUUCAGUAAGGACCAGGAUCAUUUCUCUGAUUCGACUUGCAAUUGGAUAUGUGGAUGAUCAUUCUGAGUUCACCUACAAAUGGCAUAUUUAUAUUACCGGUCAUAGUUUGGGUGGUGCAUUGGCUACCUUGCUUGCCCUUGAACUUUCAUCAAAUCAAUUAGUUAAGCGAGGGGCGAUUUCUAUCACUAUGUAUAAUUUUGGUUCUCCCAGGGUUGGUAACAAAAGAUUUGCAGAGGUUUACAAUGAGAAAGUUAAAGAUAGCUGGCGAGUUGUGAAUCAUAGAGAUAUCAUUCCUACAAUACCCCGGUUAAUGGGUUAUUGUCAUGUCAAUCAACCUUUAUUUCUUGCCGCGGGAGUUCCAACAAAUUCCCUAGAGAAUAAAGAUAUUUUAGGAGAUGGUUAUGAAGGUGAUGUUCUUGGGGAAUCCACACCAGAUGUUAUAGUCAACGAAUUUAUAAAAGGUGAAAUGGAACUUAUUGAGAAGUUGUUACAAACUGAAAUUAAUAUAUUCCGCUCAAUCAGAGAUGGAAGUGCUUACAUGCAGCAUAUGGAGGAUUUCUAUUACAUCACGUUACUAGAGAAUGUAAGAUCAAAUUAUCAAGUUGCCUCAAGGUCACAAGAUGUAAACACCAGCUUAUCCUGA